Messenger RNA from Saccostrea cuccullata (small rock oyster), 627 nucleotides. Its product is annotated as phospholipase A and acyltransferase 2-like. Gene Ontology annotation, biological process: N-acylphosphatidylethanolamine metabolic process. NCBI's taxonomy places the organism in Eukaryota, Metazoa, Mollusca, Bivalvia, Ostreida, Ostreidae. The transcript has 3 exons. Gene Ontology annotation, molecular function: A2-type glycerophospholipase activity; glycerophospholipid phospholipase A1 activity. Gene Ontology annotation, cellular component: cytoplasm. The coding region runs from base 98 to 412 and encodes 104 amino acids. The record is from RefSeq and is a predicted model, not a curated record.
AGAUGGCUAUGUAGUUCACCUCGGUGGGAAUGACAAUUAUGGGAUCAACUGGAACCCUAGUCACAUUUCUUCAAUUACUGGAAAAGCCAUCGUAAAAAUGGAACAUUUCUUUACAGUGUGCAAGAAUUCUAAGGCUACCAUCAACAAUAAAAAAGACAGGAAAUUCAGUCCACGCCAAAUACAAGAAAUAAAAACUGCAGCCUUUAUUAACAUCGGCAAAGAAGGAUACAAUUUGCUUACCCAAAAUUGCGAACAUUUUGCAUCGUAUUGUAGAUACGGUGUGAAUUGUUCUGACCAGGUCAGCAAAUUCCUAUUCAUCACCGGCAUUGUAGUGUUAUUUCUUGUCCUGGGACUAUUCCUCAUCUGGUUUAUUGUUAGAAGAAGAAAGAAGGGACAGAAGAAGACUAAAUAGACAUUGACAUUUGUUUUUCUUUUUAAAGCUUAUUUCAUAAAGGUUUUGUCACUGUAAACCCCUAGCAUAGGCAUCGGUGACAGCAGUGGUUUCCCUAUUAUUUUUUUAAAAUCAGGUUCAUUCUUUAGGACAGACUGACAGAAUGACAGAGAAUUACACAGCAUGACAGACUGACAGAGAAUUACACACUGACUGAUUGACAGAAAAUGACAGAA